UCGCUGUGCUCAGCUAAGCAACACUAGUGAUCUAUCUAUCGUGCUGACACUUGGCUAUCUGUGGAUCGCUCCCGCAUGCUCGCACGUACUCCCCAAGAUAUCCGUCGAUUAAGGAAAUAAACAUGUACGUUACGACUUUUUCUGGGAGUCAGUGAGGUGUGAGACGUGUCAUUGCUCUCAAUAACUAAGCUCGACAUUUACUGUGUCGCAGUUUUUGUGAAAGAUAAAGAUUCUCUCGUUGAAUUGUUAUAAGAAUUCUUUUAUGAUACUAAACAUUGUUCUUGAAAGCAUCCUGGAACAUAACUAACAUUUCUCGUAAGAAGAGACAGAGACAAGAUGGCAGACGGGGAGCAGCCAGAGGGUCAGGAUAAUCCUGCCUUUGUUGCUGAGGACAACUCCACAGCCGCUGUCACUAAGGCCACGGAGGCCGAGGGUUGUCAGUCGCCGGCGGUGGAGUCAGUAAUAAUAAUGGGAAAGACGAAAGAACUGACGAAAGAUGAGCAGCUGGAGAAGAUCCGCAUCCUUAAGAACGUCGUCAUCAUCUCCAUCGCCUUCAUGUUUCUGUUCACUAGCUUCAAUUCCAUGGCCAACCUCCAGUCCUCUAUUAACAAAGUGGAUGGCACGGCUGCACUGUCGACCCUUUACGCUGCUCUGGUGAUCUCCUGCGCCUUCCUCCCCACCUGGAUGAUCAAGAAGCUAAAGGCGAAGUGGACGCUCUGUUUCUCCAUGCUCUGUUAUUCCACCUAUAUCGCAGCGCAGUUCUACCCGCGAGUGUGGACACUGGUGCCUACUUCAAUCAUCCUGGGUCUGGGGGCGGCGCCGAUGUGGUCUGCCAAGUGUACCUACCUGACUCAGGUGGGCAGUAAGUACGCAGAUAUCGUUGGAGAGAGCGCUGAGGUGGUUAUUGUCCGCUUCUUCGGCAUCUUUUUCCUCUUCUUCCAGUCUACACAAGUGUGGGGAAACCUCAUCUCUUCGUCUGUACUGUCGCAUGGCGUGGAGGCCGAGGAUGACCCUGACGAAGUUGCUCUGCUCUCUUGCGGCGUCAACUUCUGUCCUCACACUCACGACUCAGCUCCCUCCAACCUGACGAACCUGGCCAAGCCUCCAGCCUCCAAGAUCUACACCAUGGCCUCCAUCUACUUAGUGUGUGCCAUCCUCUCCUCCAUCAUCAUCGCCUUCCUCGUCGACCCCCUCACCAGGUAUGGUGAGGAGGAGCGGGUUGGGUCGUCGUCUGGUAAGAGCGGGUGUGAAUUGCUGGUUGCCACCUUCAACCACAUGCGUCACCCCUACCAGCUGCUCAUCAUCCCCCUCACUAUGUGGUCUGGCGUCGAGCAAGCCUUCCUCGGGGCUGACUAUACUGCAGCCUAUGUGUCGUGUGGUCUGGGGGUUCACAUGGUCGGCUAUGUGAUGAUCUGCUACGGUGUUUGCGACGCUAUUUGUUCCAUCACUUUCAGUCCGUUAGUUAAGAUGGUGGGUCGGGUACCCAUCUUCACCAUGGGUGCCAUAAUCAACCUGGGCAUCAUCAUCACUCUUCGUAGCUGGAUGCCUCACCCGGAUGAUGUGGCACUUUUCUUCGUAAUGGCUGGACUCUGGGGCGUGUCCGACGCUGUAUGGCAGACGCAGAUCAACGCUUUCUACGGUAUCAUCUUUCCCGGCGAAUCGGAGGCAGCGUUCAGCAACUACCGCCUGUGGGAGUCCCUGGGUUACAUCUUUUCGUACGUGGGCAGCACGACUUACUGCAUGGACGUUAAGAUCACCAACGUGGUCGUAUCGCUAGUCUUCGGCAUCAUUGGCUACUACAUCAUCGAAAUCCUGGAGAGACGAGGCGGCAUCAGGAAGGAUGAACAUGGUAAUGUGGUUACUAUCGACAGGCUCAUCAAAGACAGAUUCUUUAAAGGAAGACGUUAAGAAUAUUGAAAAUGUCUAAAAGAAAGUUGAAGAUGUUGAGAAUGUGGUAAUUAUCUAUAAGGUGGCCAGAGACAGGUUAAUUUUGAGGGAGCCUUUAAAAAACGUCGUAACCAACUACAAGAAGGCUAAAUACACGUUCUUCAGAGGGGACCGUUAAGAACGUGGUAAAUAUCUACAACAAGGUCAGAGAAAGACGGUGUUCUGUGCAACCAACUAUGGUAGGGAGACAUCUGUCACCUAUGUAUGGUCAGUCUAAGAAUGAAUAGUCUUGCUUUUUCAUCACUGCAUUCCUGGUUGCUACGAGAUCAUUAAGCUCAUACCGACUUAGCGUAAGGAGGCUACUCCGUGACGAAGAGUCUCGCUCAUUGGUAAAGAGUCUCGCUCAUUGGUGAAGAGUCUCGCUCAUUCGUGAAGAGUCUCGCUCACUGAUGAAGUCUCGCUCAUUGAUGAAGAGUCUCGCUCACUGAUGAAGAAUAUCGCUCAUUGGUGAAGAGUCUCGCUCAUUGAUGAAAAGCCUUGCUCACUGAUGAAGAGUCUUGCUCACUGAUGAAGAAUAUCGCUCAUUGAUGAAGAGUCUUGCUCAUUGGUGAAGAGUCUCGCUCAUUGAUGAAGAGUCUUGCUCAUUGAUGAAGAGUCUUGCUCACUGAUGAAGAAUAUCGCUCAUUGAUGAAGAUUCUUGCUCAUUGGUGAAGAGUCUCGCUCAUUGAUGAAGAGUCUUGCUCAUUGAUGAAGAGUCUUGCUCAUUGAUGAAGAAUAUCGCUCAUUGGUGAAGAGUCUCGCUCCUUGAUGAAGAGUCUUGCUCAUUGAUGAAGAGUCUUGCUCAGUGAUGAAGAAUAUCGCUCAUUGAUGAAGAGUCUUGCUCAAUGAUGAAGAGUCUUGCUCAAUGAUGAAGAAUAUCGCUCAUUGAUGAAGAGUCUUGCUCAAUGAUGAAGAAUAUCGCUCAUUGAUGAAGAGUCUUGCUCAAUGAUGAAGAAUAUCGCUCAUUGAUAAAGAGUCUUGUUCAUUGAUGAAGAGUCUCGCUUAUUGAUGAGUCUUGCUCAUUGGUGAAGAGUCUUGCUCAUUGAUAAAGAGUCUUGUUCAUUGAUGAAGAGUCUUGCUCAAUGAUGAAGAAUAUCGCUCAUUGAUGAGUCUUGCUCAUUGAUGAAGAGUCUUGCUCAAUGAUGAAGAAUAUCGCUCAUUGAUGAAGAGUCUUGCUCAAUGAUGAAGAAUAUCGCUCAUUGAUGAAGAGUCUUGUUCACUGAUGAAGAGUCUCGCUCACUGGUGUAGAGUCUCGCUCACUGGUGAAGAGUCUUGCUCACUGGUGAAGAGUCUCGCUUACUGGUGAAGAGUCUCGCUCACUGGUGAAGAGUCUUGCUCACUGGUGAAGUCUUGCUCACUGAUGAAGAGUCUUGCUCACUGGUGAAGAGUCUUGCUCACUGGUGAAGAGUCUUGCUCACUGGUGAAGAGUCUCGCUCACUGGUGAAGAGUCUCGUUCACUGGUGAAGAGUCUUGCUCACUGGUGAAGAGUCUUGCUCACUGGUGAAGAGUCUUGCUUACUGGUGAAGAGUCUUUUUCACUGGUGAAGAGUCUCGCUCACUGGUGAAGAGUCUUGCUCACUGGUGAAGAGUCUUGCUCACUGGUGAAGAGUCUUGCUCACUG
This is a messenger RNA of Cherax quadricarinatus, 3546 nucleotides long. RefSeq names its product UNC93-like protein. Gene Ontology annotation, cellular component: striated muscle dense body; plasma membrane. Gene Ontology annotation, biological process: regulation of potassium ion transport; regulation of muscle contraction. Lineage: Eukaryota; Metazoa; Arthropoda; Malacostraca; Decapoda; Parastacidae. Gene Ontology annotation, molecular function: potassium channel regulator activity. The record is from RefSeq and is a predicted model, not a curated record.